AACCUUGAUUUUCAUCAGGGUCUUCGUCCUCUAGGCAUCCAUAUGUUCUCCGCGGCCUUUUGGAUCAUGCAGGGCGGGGCGGCUUGUGCGCAGCCUUGUAACCCUGGUGCUUGAAACCAGGCACCACCUCGGGCCUCAGAGUGAACUCGAAGAUGGAGGAGGUCCCAGAUUGUCAUAUAUCUGUAGCGGUGCGGUUGCGGCCAACACAGGGCCCUGUGGCGUGGGAGAGCUCACAGAAGUUCUUGGUGGACAGGUCGGGCGAGCGCUGGCACUUUGAUCAGGUCUUUGGGCCCAGAGCGUCCACCUGGGACCUCUACGAGACCUCGGUGCAGCAUGUGAUCGAUGCCUUCUGUGAUGGUGCCACCUGCACAAUCUUUGCUUGCGGCCCGAGGGCUUCUGGGAAGACCUUCACCAUGCAGGGCGGGGACGGCCCCGGGCUGGUGCAACUGGCUGCAACGCACAUCUGGGAGAGGGCGCCACAGCAACUGCUGCAAGUGUCGUACCUGGAGGUCACCGACUCCGUGAGGGACUUGCUGAGUGGGGCACAGCUCACCAGGCCCUGGCAGGAGAUGACGCGCAAAGCCGUACGCAGUGGGCCCGAAGAGAUCUUGCGCUGUCUCCUGGAAGGGAAUCGCUGCCGCCGGCGAGAUGCUCCAAGCUCCAGGUCACACACAGUGUUCCUGAUUCACAUGGAGUCGCGCACUCGGAUGGAGAGGUGUGAGCUUUGCUGUUUGAGUUUGGUUGAUUUGGCCGCCUGGGAUGGCGAGGACAUCGGGGACUCCACGAGUCGCUCCUUCCUUGCUCUGUCGGCGACGCUCCGCCGCGAGCGUUCGCCCUCGCGCGCGGAGCCCCUGACCCAACUGCUGCGGCGGCCGCUGGAGGCCUCAGCCCAGGUGGUCAUCAUUUGCGCCAUCUCUGCUGGCACCGAGAGCUUCGAGCAGAGCCGCCGUGUGCUGGAGUUUUUCAGCCCGAGAGAGGAGCAGGAGCGCACUCAAACUUUGACACAUGUGCAGGAGGAAGUUCAGGCCCUGCGUGCUGCUCAUGAAGGCCAUGCACAACUGGAGGGGAAGGUCUGCGAUCUCGAGAUGGAGACACAGGAGCUGAGGUUGUCCUUGCGGAUGGAACAGGACGCCGCGCUGACGCGGCAGAGCGAACUGGAGGAGCGCUUGCGGAAGACAGAGGCACAGUUGGACGCACUGGUGCAGUGGAAGAAGUCGUUUGCGGGCUCAUGCGAGCCUGUGGCACCCUCUGAAGCGUUUGGGGCACCGGACAUGAAGCGAAGGCGACUCGAGGAGGAGAAGGCCGAGAGCCCAUAUCGACAGCAAGGCGAAACGGCGCUGCAAGUCGCCUCGGAGCUCAUGCGGCGCCUCAGCGCCGAGGAGCGCAUGGAUGCCUUGAUUGCCGAAAGCCAUCAGACCUCCAGCGGGCCUGGGCCCACGAAGCGGUCGCCCCACGCGCUGGAUCCGGCGGGCCCCAAAAAGGUACCCGAACGGCACACCUCUCCUGAGCUGCUGGCGCUGCCGGCGCCCCCCACGCCGAAGGUCCGAAACGGCAGGCGCCGGCCGCAAUUCGCUUCGGCCUCGGCAGCCCACACAGUGGCCAAGGCGGCCCAGGCGGAGGCUGAGGCACGGCAGACGCGGAUUCGACAGCUGCAACAGGAGCUGGUGCGGCAGCGGGAAGCUUUGGCUUCCAAGCGGAGAGCUCCGGAGGACUCUGGGAUGGCCCCGGAGUCUCGUCCCACCGAGGGAGAGGUGGCUCUGUCUGAGCUGAGGGAAAAGCUCAAAAAGAGCCAGGAAGAGCGGCAGAUGGGAGAAGCAGAGAUUCAUGGGGAGCAGGCGCUGUUGUUCCCUCGCCCCAAGAGACGUGCACGGGAGGUGCCGGAGCCGGAGGCCAGCCCGGACAUUGCUUGCGAAGGAGAAGUCCUUGAGGAGACCAGGAAGGCGUGCCGCGUGGCACCCGUUCAUCGCACGAAUGAGCGUGAUGUGCGGGCUCCCAGGCCGGAAGCUGAGGAUGCUGAGGAUGAGGCGGAGCAACAGGAAGAGGAGGUCCCCAGCUUUGUUGCCAAGAGCCGUGAUCGAAGCGGCCGUGCAGCUGUCACAGCACCCGAAGUUUGGAAGGCUGAAUCGCGAUUGAAGACCACCCUUCCGCAGGCCGCGCUAAGCGGUGGAGCGAGGGUGCUGCAUCCCACGAAUCUGGCCAGGCCGCUGCGAUCCAGCACGGCGCCGCGUGUGCUGCGCAGGAAAGACAGCGAGAACUGCAAGCAGAUGUGAGUGCUCGGCUUGUGGUCUCUGGUGGCCAAGUCUGUAUGAAUCAUUUCGGAAGGCAGACCAUGGUCAAAGAUGAUGCA
Molecule: messenger RNA, 2347 nt
Organism: Durusdinium trenchii
Lineage: Eukaryota; Dinophyceae; Suessiales; Symbiodiniaceae
Source: the annotation of a GenBank genome assembly